UUUAUCAUAUUCGUAUGAAGUAAUACGACCGCCGCCCCCCUACCACGCAGAUGGUACAGUCCAUAUUGUGAAGCGGCAGCGUCCCCCCCCUCGUCGCACUGGAAACCUGUGUUCCUCUCUGUUAUUUCAACCACGUCUCUGCUCUCAUACUCUCUGUGUACACAGGGAUGCGGGGGAAUCCGUGAAGUCGUGAGGGCUGCGGUUGGUUUCAAGGCGAUGAACGUUCACGAUCCUCAGCUCAAUUGGAGGGAAGACGCAGCGCUACCGCUGUCCGCAUGAUAGAGCUUACUUAGUCACAUUAAUGUCGGUUCUAUCAUUCCUAGACGAGUAGAAAAGAAGACCCGGGGAGAGUGUCAUAAGCCGCGUUUGACAGGUGCCCGUCGGCUCCGCUACCGGUCGGGCAGACGAGAUGCCGCCCGUUCAAAGGACGAUGUCGGACCUCCGGUCCCGUGCCGAGGGUUACAAGAACACGGAGGACUCCACGGAGAAGACGUCGAUGGCUGACCAUGGAGACAGCCGGCUGAUAUUCCUCAACCAGCAACAGUAUACAAAGUUCUGCAGCAACAGAGUCAGCACGGCCAAGUACAACCUCCUCACCUUCCUCCCCCGCUUCCUAUACUCCCAGUUCAGGAGGGCGGCCAACUCCUUCUUCCUCUUCAUCGCUCUCCUGCAGCAAAUUCCAGAUGUUUCUCCUACGGGUCGCUGGACCACCCUGGUGCCCUUGCUCUUCAUCCUGGUGGUGGCUGCCGUCAAGGAGAUCAUCGAAGACCUGAAACGCCACAAAGCUGACAAUGUUGUGAACAAAAAAGAAUGUCAAGUGUUGAGGAAUGGUGCCUGGGAGAUCGUGCACUGGGAGAAGGUGGGCGUUGGGGAGGUAGUUCGGGCGGCCAACGGAGACCACCUUCCGGCUGACCUGGUCAUACUCUCCUCCAGUGAACCACAAGGUAUGUGCUACAUCGAAACCUCCAACCUGGACGGAGAGACCAACCUCAAAAUCAGACAGGGUCUCCAGGUGACCUCGGAGAUCAAGGACAUCGACAGCCUGGUGCGGCUCUCCGGGCGCAUGGAGUGCGAGAGCCCCAACCGCCACCUCUACGAGUUUGUGGGAAACAUCCGAUUGGAGAGAGACAGCACACUCUCUCUCGGCCCGGACCAGAUCCUGCUGAGGGGGGCUCAACUCCGAAACACCCAGUGGAUCCACGGAGUGGUGGUCUACACAGGACACGACACCAAGCUCAUGCAGAACUCCACCCGUCCCCCUCUGAAGCUAUCCAACGUGGAGCGCAUCACCAACUUCCAGAUCCUGGUGCUGUUCGGCUGCCUGCUGGCCAUCUCUCUGGUGUGCUCCAUCGGACAGACCAUCUGGAAGUACCAGUACGGCAACGAUGCCUGGUACAUGGACCUCAACUCUCCAGACGGCGGUGCGGCCAACUUUGGCCUCAACUUCCUCACCUUCAUCAUCCUCUUCAACAACCUGAUUCCCAUCAGCCUCUUGGUCACGCUGGAGGUCAUUAAGUUCAUCCAGGCCUUCUUCAUCAACUGGGACACUGACAUGCUGUACGAGCCGACCAACACACCUGCCAUGGCUCGCACCUCCAACCUCAACGAGGAGCUAGGCCAGGUGAAAUACAUCUUCUCGGACAAAACGGGCACCCUGACCUGCAACGUGAUGCAGUUCAAGAAGUGCUCCAUCGCCGGCGUGACCUACGGUCACAACCCAGAGGCAGAGGAGGGUAGUUUUGCAGAGGAAGACCGGCACAGCACGCAAUCGUCAGAGGAGGCUGAGUUUAAUGACCCAAGCUUACUGGAAAACCUCCAGAGUAAUCACCCUACAGCAGGCGUGAUCCUGGACUUCAUGACCAUGAUGGCUGUCUGCCACACAGCCGUACCGGAGCACACCGAUGGAUCCAUCUCCUACCAGGCCGCUUCUCCCGACGAGGGAGCCCUUGUGAGGGCCGCACGCAACCUGGGCUUCGUUUUCACAGGCCGGACCCCCGACACGGUCAUCCUGGAUUCGAUCGGGAAGGAGGAGAAGUAUGAACUGCUGCAUGUGCUGGAGUUCACAAGCACGAGGAAGAGGAUGUCGGUCAUCAUACGCACCCCAUCCGGAAAGAUCCGCCUGUACUGCAAAGGAGCCGACACUGUGGUCUACGACCGCCUCGCCGACAGCUCCAGGUACAAAGAGAUCACACUGAAGCACCUGGAAACGUUCGCCACCGAGGGGCUGCGCACUCUGUGCUUCGCUGUGGCGGAGGUCAGCGAGUCGACCUACCAGCAGUGGCUGGAGAUCCACCAGAGGGCCUCCACCUCACUGCAGAACCGCUCCCUCAAGAUGGAGGAGACGUACGAGCUCAUAGAGAAGAACCUGCUGCUGCUGGGGGCCACGGCCAUAGAGGACAAGCUGCAGGACAAGGUGCCUGAGACCAUCGAGACCCUCAUCAAGGCCGACAUCAAGAUCUGGAUCCUGACCGGGGACAAGCAGGAGACCGCCAUCAAUAUCGGACAUUCUUGCAGACUGCUGACCAAGAACAUGGGCAUGCUGGUGAUCAACGAGGACAGUCUGGAUGCGACCAGGGAGACUCUGGGCUACCACUGUGGGAUGCUGGGAGACGCCCUGUACAAGGAGAACGACUUCGCCCUCAUCAUUGACGGCACCACCCUGAAGUACGCGCUCACGCUCGGGGCGCGCCAGCACUUCCUGGACCUGGCCCUCUCCUGCAAGGCUGUCAUUUGCUGCAGGGUGUCUCCGCUGCAGAAGUCUGAGGUGGUGGAGCUGGUGAAGAAGCAGGUGAAGGUGAUCACCCUGGCCAUCGGCGACGGGGCCAACGACGUGGGCAUGAUCCAGACGGCGCACGUGGGCGUGGGCAUCUCGGGGAACGAGGGUCUGCAGGCCGCCAACUCCUCCGACUACUCCAUCGCCCAGUUCAAAUACUUGAAGAAUCUGCUGCUGGUGCACGGGGCCUGGAAUUACAACCGCGUUGCCAAGUGUAUCCUGUACUGCUUCUAUAAGAACAUUGUCCUCUACAUCAUCGAGAUCUGGUUUGCGUUCGUCAACGGUUUCUCGGGACAGAUCCUCUUCGAGCGCUGGUGCAUCGGCCUGUACAAUGUGAUCUUCACGGCUCUACCUCCUCUCACUCUGGGCAUAUUUGAGCGUUCCUGCAGGAAAGAGAACAUGCUGAAGUACCCAGAACUCUACAAAACCUCACAGAAUGCAAUGGGGUUCAACACCAAGGUUUUCUGGGCCCAUUGUUUGAACGGCCUCUUCCACUCCGUCAUCCUCUUCUGGUUCCCCCUCAAAGCCUUCCAGCAUGACACGGUGUUUGGCAACGGGAAGACGCCCGACUAUCUCCUCUUGGGCAACAUGGUUUACACAUUUGUGGUCAUCACAGUUUGUCUGAAAGCCGGACUAGAGACCUCGUCCUGGACCAUGUUCAGCCACAUCGCCAUCUGGGGCAGCAUCGGCCUGUGGGUGGUGUUCUUCGGGAUCUACUCCUCCCUCUGGCCCUGGAUCACGCUGGCCCCCGACAUGUCCGGAGAGGCGGACAUGAUGUUCAGCUCGGGGGUCUUCUGGACUGGCCUGGUCUUCAUCCCCACCACCUCGCUGGUCUUUGACGUGGCCUACAAAGUUGUGAAGAAGGUGUGUUUCAAGACUCUGGUGGACGAGGUCCAGGAGUUGGAGGCGCUGUCUAAAGACCCCGGAGCCGUCGUCCACGGCAAGAGUCUGACGGAGCGGGCCCUGCUCCUGAAGAACGUGUUCAAGAAGAGCACGGUCAGCCUCUACCGCUCCGACUCCAUGCAGCAGAACCUACUCCCGGGCGACUCUUUGAACGCGCCCGCUGCCCUCCAGGUAGUGGCCGAGUCAUUUGACACCUGAAGACGGCUAUGCGUUCUCCCAGGACGAGAACGGCGUGGUGUCUCAGUCGGAGGUGGUGCGCGUGUACGACACCACCAAGCAGCGGCCCAGCGAGUGGUGAGGGCCGCACUCGUCCUCUUUUCAGCCGACGCCAUCUUUAAAAAAAAAAACGACAACGACGUCAUCAACGGCCGUAGCGUAACUUGCGGUUGGUUUGGGAGCGGAGGGCCGCGAUUGGUCGGGGAAGAGUCGACCCCGCCCACACGAUGCAGGAAGUAUCCGACCUGACUAGGCGGGCGCUGGAGAUGUGAGAUCUGUCUUGUUCUACUUUAAAAAAAAAAGAAAACUAUGAAAGGGAUAAUUGAUAAGGAGUGACGUGUGUUGACUUGCGUAUUCACUAUGCUGUAGUUGUGUGUCCAGCAGACAUAAUGAGCACUGUGCUUGCACUCUUUGUUUGUUUGUUUUUGUUGUUUUUGUUUUUUUGUUUUGUUUUUGAGUCUGCGGUCUGAAGUUCCUGACUGUUGUCGCACUGUUGGUCAGGGUCAAACUCUCGCGUCCCAUUGGAUGAGAGGAAGAAAGGUAGAUAAAAUCAUCAAUGUUGAGCCAAAAAAAGUUUCAAACGCCUCGUCUGAUUGAAAUUCGAAUUUUUUGUAUCGCCAUUGUACUGUUAAGUGUAAAAGAGAAAGGAAGAAGUAAGGGAAUGGGGGAUUCUGUUCCAGGUCACACAGAGUAUCGUUCCUGUCCACGGAUUGCCAAAGAGCAGUCGUAUAUACAAUCACCUCCAAAUCUCAGACAAGAAGGGAAAAAAGUAAAAAUUAACCACCAACCUAAACCAAAUAUAAUCCCACCCUCGAGUGUAUUCCAGCACUAAAUGGACCACUUCAGACCAGACGCUUUUAACUGUGUUUAACCCAUCCCUGUUUUUGUUCUGCACUUCCUAACACACAUGUCUCAUAAGGCCUUACAUACAUCCACAAAUAGUUUGUCCGUUGCUCUUCUCAUAUGUUUUAUUAUAUUAUUCUUAUUAUUCUUAUUAUUUUGAAAAAAGCGUGUAAAUACUGUGCCUGGUUCUAAUUUAAUUCUACGUAGGCCUCUCCGUUUUCUCUUUCUCGAGUUUGAAUCGUCAGCCUAGUUGACGCCUAGAUCCUCACUAUGUUUUACACAGCAGGCUGAUUGCUCGUGACUAGUAAUUGCAUUCCACACAUUACUCGGCUGCAACAAUCCCAAUGGUGCCUAACCAGUCCUCUUUUCCCCCGUUGGACCACCUUAGCCAAGAAUAGUUUAGCGUAGCCAGCUAGCGUAGAACAGUGCUCCUCACUCUCUCACACACACACAAACACACACACACACCUAUUGAGUAGACAAAGCCCACCCCCCACCACAGUAUUGUACUCGUACAACGUGACAUGUGAAAUACACAUUGAGUGCCUUGUGGCACAUGUUAUAACAAAGGAUAACGUUCGUUCUCACAAAGUUGUAACUGGGAACGCUGGGAGGGGGGGGGGGGGGGGGGCGUUCAGUGGUCUUGUCGAAUUUCUGUCUGCUUACAUCGGUGGUGGCUCUCUAUUUCACCAUAGUGUUUCCCUUGACAUGGAUUGGAUUCCUCCAACAUAAGUGCCAUUAGCUUAAGGGAGAGAGGAACAGUAGUCAGGAAACUCCACCCGUGUCGGCACUACUUGGUCUCUAUAGUUAUUUUGUGAAUUUGUAUUUUUAUAAUGGAGAUGUAUGGAUUUUGCAUCGACUGGCUUUGUAACGAAUCGUUCUCCGUACGUCUUUUGUUCUUCUUCUCUCUCAAACUGAACCGAAUGAGAAACCUGAGCUUUCUUAAAUGUACCGUGGUUAUUAUUAAUAUGGAUAUAGCUCUGUUAAUUUAUAAAUUGGACUACUUGUGUCUGUGCGAAUGCUUUUUCUUCUCCCCAUGGGAGAUUGUUUUCUCUGAAGGAAUGAGUGUGUGUCUAUGUGUUGUCUGCAUGUGCAUGUGUGCGCACAUAGCCGUGUGUGUAUGUGUGCGUGUGUUGACUCUUCUCCUGUGCAUAACAUAUAUGUAUGUAUGUAUGCCUUGCAUGUCUGUUUCCUUAAUGUGAGGCUGGGAACUCUGGACUUUUCUCUCGUGGCAACCUAUCAGUGUAUUUUAUGUGUAUUUGUUUUGCGCGCACGUGUGUGUGUGUGUGUGUGUGUGUGACGCGUGUGUGUGUGUUUGUGUUAACGAGUGCGCAUGUGUGUGCUCACGCCGGCCUGUGUGAAGACGCUUGCUCUUACUGUCUGUUUGCACGAAUCCAAGUAUAGGAACGGUGUACUGCUGUCCGCUGAUGCAGGGUCCAUUUGGGUCUGUGUCUAAAGUGAGUGUGUGUGUGUGUGUGUGUGUGUGUGUGUGUGUGUGUGUGUGUGUGUGUGUGUGUGUGUGUGUGUGUGUGUGUGUGUUUGUGUGUUUGAAAGGGAGAUGUUGCACAAUGCACUCAAUGUAACUCCUCAGUAGUGGAUACCUGGUAUCAUCUGGUCAUGGGUUUUUCUUUGGCGAAUAUUUAUUUGUUUUUUGUAACUUGUGUUCCUCAUGCAACGUUUUUUGCGACAUAACAAAAUGGAUUCUGGUUUUUGCUUCUGUUGGGUUCUGUUUAUUUGUUCGGCUUCGGGCAAAACAAAAUAGGGGUUUGUUAUGCUGCGCUUUUGUUUCGUGUUCGGGUUCGGCUUCUAUCCGCCGUCUCUAAAAAUGCUGAAUGUUGAUCUUGUGUUUGUGGACGGACUCGCACUCGUUGCUUUUUCCGGAAACAUGAAAACACGUUACAGUCCCUAGUCCCCACCCCCCCCCCCCCUCCCUUCGUAACAGUGGGGGGUGUGGGGGCUGCAUGAGUGGACUAGGAUAAAAUCAGUUCCUUAGUUAAAUGUGUAUUGUACCACUCCAAUUCUCACUCAAGUAUUGGUCACUUUACAAAAGAAAAUGCACUUUUACAUUUUUUGGUGUUUUAAUAUUUCAUUUUCAUAUGCCAUUUUGUUAAAUGAUUGUUCUGCAUGUUGGGGACUGCAAACUUUUAAGUGUUGUCUUUUACUGCCAUGGAGGACUCCUGAAAUAAACUUUACAAACAA
Messenger RNA from Gadus morhua (Atlantic cod), 6934 nucleotides. It is a transcript of the gene atp8a1, whose product is annotated as ATPase phospholipid transporting 8A1. The record is from RefSeq and is a predicted model, not a curated record. The coding region runs from base 410 to 3874 and encodes 1154 amino acids. Gene Ontology annotation, biological process: phospholipid translocation. Gene Ontology annotation, cellular component: trans-Golgi network; plasma membrane. Gene Ontology annotation, molecular function: magnesium ion binding; ATPase-coupled intramembrane lipid carrier activity; ATP hydrolysis activity. The transcript is spliced from 39 exons. NCBI's taxonomy places the organism in Eukaryota, Metazoa, Chordata, Actinopteri, Gadiformes, Gadidae.